This is a messenger RNA of Cryptomeria japonica (Japanese cedar), 525 nucleotides long. Its product is annotated as pentatricopeptide repeat-containing protein At2g13600-like. Bases 1 to 525 code for a protein of 174 amino acids. Gene Ontology annotation, molecular function: protein binding; RNA binding. Gene Ontology annotation, biological process: RNA modification. The transcript has a single exon. The record is from RefSeq and is a predicted model, not a curated record. NCBI's taxonomy places the organism in Eukaryota, Viridiplantae, Streptophyta, Pinopsida, Cupressales, Cupressaceae.
AUGUCUGAAAGAGAUGUCUGCUCGUGGACCGUCAUUAUUGCAGCUCAUGCAAAGCAGGGGGUUUCUGAAGAGGCAUUGGUACUAUUGCAGCAAAUGCAACUGACGGAUUUCCAACCCAAUCACUUCACCUUUUCUACUGUUAUUUCAGCGUGUGCGGAUUUAUUGUGUCUGGAAUGGGGAGUGGGAGUCCAUGAACACACAGUAAGAAGUGGAUUUCAGUUUCAUGUCUCUCUUGCAAAUGUUCUUGUGGACAUGUAUACAAAAUGUGGCAGAAUUGAGGAUGCCCGACAAGUGUUUGACAAAAUUUAUCAACGAGAUGUUGUCUCCUGGACAGCUAUGGUUGCUGGAUAUGCACAGAAUGGGUACGCUGAGAAAGCCCUUGAGUUAUUCUUACUAAUGCCUAGGCGAAACGUUGUUUCAUGGAAUGCUAUAAUUUCAAGGUUUGCUGAGAAUGGAUUCGUUGGCAAAGCUCUGGAGUUUUUUUUGAGAUGCCUGAUAAAAAUGUGGUCUCGUGGACAGCUAUGA